This is a messenger RNA of Pogona vitticeps (central bearded dragon), 2975 nucleotides long. The record is from RefSeq and is a predicted model, not a curated record. Lineage: Eukaryota; Metazoa; Chordata; Lepidosauria; Squamata; Agamidae.
UCCUACCACGUCGUUUUGAACUGAUACCUUGAUUCUUUUAAGCGGGGGAUCUUAAAAAGGGGAACACGUCUCUCAUCCAAUAUAUACAAAUAAUUCGGGGACUUUCUUCCUAAACGAAGACCAGAACAAAGAAGAAGCAGCAUUACUAGCCUGUCUGGCACAGAGCGAAUGUAGCAGUGGUUUAUCCUGUUCUUUCCACAUACUUUCACAACAUAAUUCAUAAUUAAGCGUCUCAAGACCUGCUCAUUUGUUGAGGCGUGUACAUCUUAAAAGCCGAAAGACACAGAGGUGGCAUACUAGUAGUGACGGUUUCGGCAUCACAGUACAUGACGUUACUAGUGUAGCCUCCUCUGCCCUUUCUGUCAGAUUGCCCGCAGCUCCAGCUUGUAGUUCUUCAGAACACGUGCCCCCUGCAGAUCCUAACACCCCGUUGUUAAGAAAAAAACUACAAGCCCCAGCAUCCUUUGCGGGAAAGGCUGUACUACGUGAGAAGAACGGGGGGCAAAACUUUUUGAUUUCGCCCAGGGAAGCCGUGUUGGCUGCCAUGGCCAGAAGGGCUUUAAAACUUGCAUCAUUUGGCACAGCAGCAGCUGCUGCCACUGCUGGGUUCUACCUGUACAACAACAAGCUCCUGGAUCCCAAUGACUUUGGAGUUAUACGGGUCAGCAGAGCGGUUGCCACAACAGCACUCAUUACCUUUGAUUACCUCAGUUCUCUUUGGAGCAUUCCACGUGGGACAGAAGAGUAUGAUUACGUGAAGUCACAGGUCCAUCUGCGUUCUGCAGAACGUCUCCGAGACCUGUGCUGUACCAACCGGGGCACGUUUAUCAAAGUGGGACAACACUUGGGAGCACUCGACUAUCUGUUGCCAGAGGAAUAUACGAGCACGCUCAAGGUGCUCCACAGCCAAGCCCCUCAGAGCAGCAUGCAGGAGAUAGAACAAGUUAUCCAAGAAGACCUGGGCAAAGGGAUUAAUGACUUGUUUGUAAGUUUUGACACUGCCCCAUUAGGGGCAGCAUCGCUGGCUCAAGUCCAUAAGGCUGUGCUAAAGGAUGGGAGGACAGUUGCAGUGAAAGUCCAGCAUCCUAAGGUUCAGGCACAGAGCUCUAAGGAUAUUCUACUGAUGGAGAUCCUAACCUUGGCUGUAAAACAGAUCUUCCCAGACUUUGAGUUCAUGUGGCUAGUAGAGGAAGCUAAGAAGAACUUGCCACUCGAGCUGGACUUCCUUAAUGAGGGAAGGAAUGCUGAAAAGGUGUCCCACAUGUUAAGGUCCUUUGACUUUCUAAAGGUUCCUAAGAUUUACUGGGAUCUUUCGACAAGGCGUGUUCUCUUCAUGGAGUUAAUGGAAGGUGGCCAAGUGAACGACAAGGCCUACAUGGAUAAAAAUGGCAUCAAUGUGAAUGAGAUCUCUCGCAACCUGGGGAAAAUAUAUAGUGAAAUGAUCUUUGUCAAUGGCUUUGUGCACUGUGACCCACACCCUGGCAAUGUGCUGGUGAGGAAGUGUCCAACCACAGGCAAGACACAUAUUAUACUUCUAGAUCAUGGACUCUACCAGGUAAAUAGAGGGAAGAAGGAGCAGGUGAUGAGAGGACUUGGGGAAAUUUUAAAUCCUAUUUUUAUAAACUUAACAAUUACCUUUUGUUUUGGAUCGUGGGAAUCAGUCAACAAAGGUAUAGACCAGUCACCAGUCACAGCCAAAGAGGAUGUGGAAAUCCGGACCAAUGCUGCUGCUUACUUGCCCCAGAUCACCCAGCUUGUCAACAAUGUCCCCCGCCAGAUGCUGCUGCUACUGAAGACCAAUGAUUUGCUGAGGGGGAUCGAAUCUGCUCUGCAAACACGGGCCAAUGCCAGCUCAUUCAUUAUCAUGUCUCGUUGCUGCAUACGAGCUGUUUCAGAGUAUCAGAGAAAAAAGAGUGACUCAUUGUACAGGAAAGCACAGAUCUCCUUCUCCGAAGCCCUGAGCUUGUGGCAGAUCAACCUGUAUGAACUUUUCCUCCGCCUGAAGGGCUCCCAGCUAGCGAACUGGGUCCUCGCCCUCUUGAGCUGGAUGCACCAUUCCGCCUGGUGACAGGAAUUUGUGGGAGAAGCUGGGCCCUGCUCCCUCCCUGCCUUUCGCAGCUAUAGUAUUCUGUCCCUAUUUAUUCUGCUGGAGUUUUCUGUAAGAUAUGGUUCAUUUUCAUGUAAGAUGUGGUUCUCUCUUUGUUGCCUUAUGCAGGGUCACUCACCACUGAGAAGGCACGCAUAAAGAAAAAAGAAAAAAAUCUGUAGCUCAAGGGAGUCCGAAGUUACAGUUCAGGGAGGUGGUGGCUUAGAGAAAACAUUGCAAAUCUCUCAAAGCCCUGAUCUUUGGAGGGUAUCCAGGUGAAAUCCUAAGAGACUGCAUCCUAGUUUAGCUUUUUUUUGUGGGGGUAGGUCUAGUUUUUUUAAGAAUACAGUUGAAAAAUAAUGUAACAGAAUGUGACAAUAAUCAGUAAGCCUUUAGCAAUAACCUACCACAGAGUUCCCCAGUGAACCUGGGCAAUGAUAGGGGAUGAUGGUAGGUGUAUAGUAGUUCAAAACAUCAACAUGGCACCAGGUUGUGGUAAGAUGAUUGGGUUAUUCAGCAGGUGCUACAAAAUUAUUGUGUUCACUGUUCUUUGGUUUUGCUAAAAACUUCCCCAAAUGACAUGGAAAUCAUGGGAAAAGUCACAGAGUCUGAAUGGGAUUCCCACUUCUGAAAGGCAGGGUGUGCAAGGGAUGGGCCUGAGAGUCUUUGAGUUCUGUUGUCGCUUCUGCCACUGAGUGACUGUGAGGGGGUUGGACAUUUUUGUCUGUUUUCUUUGCCUUGAAACGGAUUACGAGUAAAAUGAAAGCAGAAAUGUCAGCCUGCCUUGGAAAGGAUCAGAGAGGAAAGGCACUGUUUAUUGUCAUAAAAUUAUUGUCUCAAAAUCAUUCCUAUGUCAUGAGUUAGUAUCUGCAAGGGGAAAUAAAGCGGA